ACAAGCGCCAUUUUGUGCUUUGGUUGUUCUGAAAUUAAACAUGUUGAGAAAUGUGCAAAGACAUUACUUUAGGUUUCAUGCAGUAUAAAUCGAAUAAAAGAUGUUUCUUUGGAAGUAUCUGAAAUGAUGAAAUCAGAUUAAACUGAGAUCAGUAUUGGAGAGAAAACAAAAUGGGUGACUCGGGAGGUGUGGUCACUAUUCCCAUGCAGCCAAUGCCAACACCUGGAUUCCAGGCUUUCCAGAGGCCCAAUGCCCGCACAUUUCAGAGAAGAGGUCCACAACUGGACCCAAAGGGAGGAGCCCAAGAUGGGGAUAAUUCAGCGGGCCCUGUCAUGUUUGACGGAAAACGUAUGCGGAAAGCAGUACAUCGAAAAACAGUGGACUACAAUUCGGCUGUUGUUCAGUAUCUAGAGAACCGAGUUUGGCAGAGAGAUUACAGAGACAUGAGGGCCAUCCAGGCAGAUUCUUUAUAUCAGAUUGAUAUCCCACCACCAAUAGCCAUGAUAAAUAACUCUAUGAAUUGUGUGACAACAAAAUUCAUCAGAGCAUCUACCAAUAAAUUUAGAUGUCCAAUAUUUUGUCUUGCUUGGACACCAGAGGGGAGGCGAUUAGUCACUGGCGCUUCUAGUGGAGAGUUCACGCUCUGGAAUGGCCUCACUUUCAAUUUUGAAACAAUUUUACAGGCUCAUGAUACAUCCUGCCGAGCCAUGCAGUGGAGCCACAAUGAUAACUGGAUGGUGACCGCUGACCAUUUUGGAUACAUCAAGUACUGGCAGUCCAACAUGAACAAUGUGAAAAUGUACCAGGGUCACAAGGAGCCGAUUCGAGGGUUAAGUUUUUGCCCAUCGGAUAGUAAAUUUGCCACAUGUUCUGAUGAUGGAACAGUUCGAAUCUGGGACUUCAUGAAAUGUCACGAAGAAAAAAUUCUCAGAGGUCAUGGAUCUGAUGUUAAAUGUGUAGACUGGCACCCACAAAAAGCUCUUUUAGCGUCGGGAAGCAAAGACAACCAACAGCCAAUUAAAUUAUGGGACCCGCGAGCUGGAACAAGUCUGGCCACCAUACAUGCACACAAAGCAACGGUUAUGGAGCUUAAGUGGAAUAAGAAUGGGAACUGGUUGCUGACAGCUUCAAGAGACCAUCUGCUGAAAGUCUUCGACAUCCGUAACAUGAAGGAGGAAAUUCAGACAUUUAAAGGUCACAAGAAAGAAGCCACAGCUGUAGCCUGGCACCCGAUACAUGAAGGCUUAUUUGUGAGUGGUGGAUCUGAUGGAGCGGUUAUGUUCUGGAAUAUGGGAUUAGACAGAGAGGUGGGUUCAAUGGAGGAAGCACAUGAAGGAAUGGUGUGGAGUUUAGCAUGGCAUCCCAUGGGACAUAUUCUGGCCACUGGUUCAAAUGACCAUUCAACGAAAUUUUGGACACGAAACAGACCAGGGGAUAGAAUGAGAGACCGAUACAACCUAAACACACUACCUGGAGGCUCUGAGCAUGAACUGGCUGAAUUUGAUCCUGAUGCCACAGCUGGACCUCUGAUACCUGGGAUGGGACAGAUUCCCAGUGGACAAAUGUUGGUCAGCAAAGAAGAAGAGAAAGCAGAAGAAGAAGAUCUACCCUCUAUACCUGGGCUGGACUGGUCAGCUGAUGAAAGCUUCUUCAAACAACAGGAGCAACCCAGAAUGCCAAUCAAAAAAAUCCCCUAUGCUAAACCCAUUCCGUGGGACUUUGAGAGGGCGUGGAUGACUAACAAGUUACCAAACGUAGAAAAAGAAGAUCCUAAACGUCGCCGCGACAAAGACUGGGAUAAAGAUAACAAUAACAGGAAAGACAGGCGUAACCGCGGCCGAGACAGAAGAAAUAAUGACGAGGACUGGCAGGAUGAAGAGUACGAUGAUGAACAGAUGAAUCCUGACAGUAACCAUGACAACAUGUUAAAUCCAGGUCAGAGACCCAUGGGAGGAAUGAUGGGAAAUAUGCCUCCUGGAGAUCCAAAUCAAGGCAGAGGGCCGUUCAACCAAGGACCUGGAGAUAUGAAUCAAGGCAGAGGGCCAUUCAACCAAGGACCUGGAGAUCUGAGUCAAGGUAGAGGGCCUUUCAACCAAGGCCCGAUGCAGCCAAGAGAUGGCAUGGGUAAUAGUGGUCCUCCAGGGAAUAUGAACAUGCCUCCUGAUAACAUGGGUCCUGGUGGCAUGAUGCAAGGAAACAUGGGCCCAGGUGUAAGGAACAUGAAUCCUGGGAAUUUUGGCAACAGGAACCCUGGGAACUUUGGUGGGAUGAAUAACAUGCCAUUUCAAAAUCCAGACCAAAGGAAAAUGGGACCCAAUCAGGGUCCUGGUCCUAUGAACAAUCCACCAAGAUUUCAAGGGAAUCAAGGUGGACAGUUUGGCCAAGAUUCUUUCCAAGGCAUGAAUAACAUGCAGGGAAAUUCAUGGCGACAAAACAGAAAUCAGUCAGACAACUUUUCUGGUCAGGACAGCUUCCAAGGUGACAAUGACUACCGUACUGAUGUGGACUUUCGACAGGACAACAAAAAUCAGCAAGGUUUCCGAGGUGGAAGAGGUGGGAGAUUCCAGAACCGAGGGGAUCAGGAUGAACGGUGGAACGAUGGAUCAGGUGGACAGCAGUGGAGAAACGACCUCAACAUGCAGGAAAACUGGGGGUCUGAUGGUGGAAACUUUAAUGAUCAGAACUUUGGGGGAAAUAUGGGGGGUGGAGGUGGCAGGGGUGGGAGAGGGAGAGGAGGUGGGGGAGGAUGGAAUGAAAGACGAGGUGGUGGAUCUAGAGGAAACAGAAAUGACGGGAACUUUAAUCAGUCAGAUCAGUUCAAUCGUAAAAGAAAUUGGAACCAGGGACCAGGUGAUAGUGACUUUAAUAGUGGACCUCGUAACAGUGGGUUUAAAGGAGGCAGUGGGCCUCAAGGAGGCUGGUCAGAAGACCACAACUCAGGGGGGCGAGGGAGGGGGAGGGGCAAUAGGGGAAAUCGGGGGUUCAGAGGAGGAAGAAGAGGAAUGUCAUAGCAUUGUGAUCUCAGUAUUUUCAUUUCAUCAUUACAUCGUUUGAAAGAUUUUUAGUUCCUUGCAUGUUAAAGACAAGUCAGAAUACUUCAUUCGAUUGGAAAUUCAUUUUUUGUAUGUAAAUAAGAUACAUGUUUCAAUGUUUAUGGAGCUCUCUUAAACAUUUUUCUAAGCAUGUUUUGUAUGUAAUUUGAUGCAGACUUAGUACAAACAUUCCUUAAGACUUGGGCAAACAUAAUUUAAGCUGAGUGCCUUGGAAUUCAAGUUUUCUUCGAAUUAAUGUAUAUACAUAUACUGUUAUUUUACAAGAUUUUUUUGCUGCAUCAAUCAGUUAAACUGAAUUCUGUUUUCCUAUGUUAGUCAUUUUGCAAAGAGUCAAAGCAGUGCUAGAGUGGAUGAUCUCUCUGUUUUUAAUUGUAAAAAAUGAAACAAACAUUAAGAGACUCAAAAGUUGAUUAAAAGAAUACAAUACAAUG
Messenger RNA from Saccostrea echinata, 3484 nucleotides. RefSeq names its product pre-mRNA 3' end processing protein WDR33-like. Lineage: Eukaryota; Metazoa; Mollusca; Bivalvia; Ostreida; Ostreidae. Gene Ontology annotation, cellular component: mRNA cleavage and polyadenylation specificity factor complex. Bases 171 to 3011 code for a protein of 946 amino acids. The record is from RefSeq and is a predicted model, not a curated record. Gene Ontology annotation, molecular function: protein binding. The transcript is spliced from 16 exons.